AUGGAUUCCAGCGCAUCCACCGAACCGACUGGUUCGACCAUCAAGCAGAAGGGGAGGAAAAAGUGGCCAGUAGACCGGAAUAGCUUGCUCGACUGGAUCAUCUCCAAUCGCGCGACUCCCUCUCAGCACCUGAUCGAAGUCCUUACCAAUACUCCUCAAGACAUCCUGUCCUGUCUACCACUGGAAGCUGGCACAGACCCAUUGGACGAAAUCAUCCAGCCGCACUUGUACCCUCUCGCCUACUUUCAUAUCCUCAUCUGUCGGUUCGAAACCUGUCACAAUAAAAUCGAUGCCCACAGAACUUUGUCGCAUGCGCAUCAAUUUUGUUCGGCCGUCGAUCGGAAACAACUUCAUAUAAUUUCUCCUACUAAUUCAGAGCUUUGUCUGUUUGUUCAGCAUCUUGUCCGUUGGUCAUCCCACGCCGGCCAACUACAAAGCUCUAUCGAACCUAUUCGAAAGCUCAUCGAAGCUUACGGUCCACUCGACAUCCUCACCCCUCUUCACCAUGAAUUGCUCAGGAUAUCUUUAAAGGCGCGCUCGAUCGAUCGGGCAGUCGAGCUCACCAACUUGGAAAUCGACAUAGACCAGCAGAGAUAUCCUAUCCGAUAUCAUGACCAUUUGAUCUACCAUUACCUCGCAGGAACCGUUCAAGCCUUGGUCAAAAAUUAUCCAAGAGCAAUACAUCUUCUCACGAUCACAGUUUCUGCCCCAGGAUCGGCCAUUUCUCAAAUUCAAAUAGACGCGUACAAGAAGCUGAUACUCGUCUCACUGCUCUCGAACUCUUCACCGCCCACACUACCUCCCUACAUACAUCCUCAAUUGAAACCGGCUUUCAAAAGCUCCACCAAUAACAAAUCUUAUCUGGAGUUUAUGAGCUUAUACGAGAAUGCCGAGACUAGCAGUGAUGCAUACACCCAACUGGUCUCCGUGGCCGAGAAGAACAUUGCUCAUUUUCAAAAGGACAAUAACUUGGGAUUGAUUAAACUGUGUCUCGAAAAUCUACCUCAAAAGGCGAUCAAGAAACUAAUCCCAAUUUACACAUCGAUUCCGAUUGCAAAUGUUGAGUUGAUCUUGGGACAUCUAACCGGAGGCAAUGCCAGCGUCUUAGUCCAAUCGAUGAUCGACUCGGGAGAGCUGAAUGCCCAAAUGGAUCCAACGACCAAUGUAGUGACUUUUUACGACGAUGAACCGGCUCUCGAAGAUCCAGAACGUACCCAUGAGAUGCUGAAGAGGAUCGUCGAGCAGGUCCAAUCAACCGAGCAAUCAAUCAAGGAGAAAUCGGCGGCGAUCGAACAAGACAAGGAUCCGUCGUGGGGUGUCGGAGAAGAAAAGUCAAGAUCCUGA
Puccinia triticina is the source of this 1344-nucleotide messenger RNA. RefSeq lists its product as uncharacterized. NCBI's taxonomy places the organism in Eukaryota, Fungi, Basidiomycota, Pucciniomycetes, Pucciniales, Pucciniaceae. The coding region runs from base 1 to 1344 and encodes 447 amino acids. The transcript is spliced from 7 exons. Gene Ontology annotation, cellular component: COP9 signalosome. The record is from RefSeq and is a predicted model, not a curated record. Gene Ontology annotation, biological process: ubiquitin-dependent protein catabolic process.